GUACAAGUUAGUUGUUGUUGGAGGUAAGCUUUGUUAUCUACACAUGAAUACCUAUUCGUCUAGCUGGUGGAGUUGGCAAAAGUGCUCUUACUAUCCAGCUUAUUCAGAAUCAUUUUGUUGAGGAAUAUGACCCGACGAUAGGUAUAGCCAAUACAAGACCAGGCAUUUAAACCUUUUGUAGAGGACUCUUAUAGAAAACAGAUGGUCAUUGAUGGAGAAAUAUGCUUGUUAGAUAUCUUAGAUACUGCUGGGCAAGAGGAAUACAGUGCAAUGCGCGAUCAGUAUAUGCGUACUGGGGAGGGAUUUUUAUGCGUGUUUGCUGUGAACAACUCCAAGAGCUACGAUGAUAUAAAUCAGUAUCGAGAGCAGAUCAAAAGAGUCAAAGAUGCCGACGAAGUUCCUAUGGUUCUUGUUGGAAACAAAGUUGAUCUCACGAAUCGCAGUGUUUGUACAGAGGAGGCAAAAUCUUUAGCCCACUCUUAUAAUAUCCCGUAUGUUGAGACCUCCGCCAAGACCAGACAAGGUGUGGAAGAUGCGUUCCAUAAACUUGUCCGGGAGAUCAGGAAAUCUAAAGAGAAGAAAGGGAAAGAUCGUAAAAAGCGCAAACGAAAAUGUUGUAUACAAUAAAUUAACCACUAUGUUAUUUUGGGCACCAGUGGGCUUUAUUUAAAAACUGGAAUUUAAUUUCAAAGCGUUUGAAUGAUGAUUAUAAUAGCUAUAUUCGUGGACUGGCCUUCGUCAGUAUCCGGUCUUCACAAACUUUUUAUCUGAUUUAGCAUAAUUCCACAUCUGCUCUAGCAGUUUUACUAAAAAGUUACUUUAAAUAAUUGUUUUGUUCGUACGUACAUACACAAACAUACAAAUGUUUUAAAACUUAACUUGUUUGGACUUUUGUAUGAAUUCUGUUUUCCUUUCGAUAUAUAUAUAUAUAUAUAUAUAUAUAUAACAAUGCGAUUUUAGAUAUCAUUCUAGGUAUGCUUUCUGCAACUUUUCUACUUUUUUUUCAAAUGAAUCGCGUUCUGUACAUGUAUUCAUCGCGCGACUAAUCAUUUUUGUCAGCCUCCUAUUUGUUUUGAUCCAAUUUGCUGUACACAAUAAGUAGUAAGAAUAACAAUGGCAUUUUUGCACACAUACAAACUUUGUGACUUUAUUGUUUCCGUUUACUGGUAUUAUUUUUAUUGACACCGAUAUUGUUAUGAUUGCUUAAUCUCUGAGUGUACAUAUAUCGAUUCUUCCUUUACUUUAUUUGUCCUCUUGUUUUAUGCAAUAUAUGAUUAUGGAAAAUUGGAUAUGUUAAUUAUUUUGAGCUGUGUAUUAAAAAAUAUAAAACUGUUAGUUGACAUGUUGAGGUAGAUUCAGUCUAUCUUAUCAAGGUCAGUAUCUUUAUAUUCGUACAAAUUAUAUGAAUAUCGAGCCUGACAAAACAUCAGUUGUAUCUUUCUGUUUAUCUGUUAAUCAGCAUUUCCAUAUUGUUUGUUUCUCAACCUGUCAUCCUUAAAUCCAAAAUCAUAUAUUUUUCCUGAAUUGAAAGUUGCACAACUAAAUAUCAAUUUGUCGGUUCGGUAUAAUAAGUGCUUUUUAUUGAUUUCAUGCACAUGCUGAUGUAUAUUGUUAAAUAUAACAAUUACAAUUAACUUUAAUGAACCUCUGAA
This is a messenger RNA of Schistosoma spindalis, 1652 nucleotides long. NCBI's taxonomy places the organism in Eukaryota, Metazoa, Platyhelminthes, Trematoda, Strigeidida, Schistosomatidae. The record is from the annotation of a GenBank genome assembly.